Laetiporus sulphureus 93-53 is the source of this 1733-nucleotide messenger RNA. Its product is annotated as nucleic acid-binding protein. The transcript has 9 exons. Gene Ontology annotation, molecular function: tRNA binding. Gene Ontology annotation, cellular component: methionyl glutamyl tRNA synthetase complex. NCBI's taxonomy places the organism in Eukaryota, Fungi, Basidiomycota, Agaricomycetes, Polyporales, Laetiporaceae. Bases 50 to 1261 code for a protein of 403 amino acids. The record is from RefSeq and is a predicted model, not a curated record.
GCACGGAUUGUAUCUGUUCCGUCCAUCUCAUCUGAUAUUCCGUAGAACAAUGGCAUCUCUAACCACCAUCACCAAACUGCCCGUGUCGCUCCGAAAUCUGGUCGAACAGUCCGUCUCGGAUGGCAGCAAAGACUUCGGCAAGGACGAGAAAGACAAGACUCUUGUCGCAGAGUGGAUCGAGAAAAUCGUAGAAGGAGAGAUCGUUAAGCCGCAAACCCUGAAGGACCUCGAUAGGCAACUCACACCCCGGACAUAUCUCGUGAGCAACUACUACACGGUGGCCGACACCGCGCUUUACGGCGCUCUGCAUCCGGUAUAUUCGCAAUUUCAGCCCGCCCAGUACUACUCCUUCCCUUCCCUCACUCGCUACUUUGAUCAUAUUCAAUCACGACCGCAAGUUCGCCACGCUGCCUCCACCCUCGCUCCUGCAUUCUCGGUCGUGACAUUCGACCUUGAGAACGCACCUCACCUCGAGCGGAAGCCCGAUGCGCCCAAGAAGAAGGACAAGGCGCCUGCUCCCUCGUCGGACGCCACCCCUACUGCCGUCGCUGGGAAGAGCACAAAGACCAAGGACGCGCCUGUGGCAGCAGAGAAGAACGCGGAAGCCGCUGCUACUGAAGCUAAGGUGCCAAAAAAGGAGAAGAAGGAGAAGAAGCCUACGGAGGCUGCUGAGGGAGGAAAGAAGAAGGCGGCCGGUGGUGGCAACAAGGCUGAUGAGGGAUCUGGCGAGCCCGUUCCCUCUAUGAUCGACUUGCGUGUUGGGCACAUCGUCGACAUCAAGAAACAUCCUGAUGCAGAUGGUCUCUAUGUCGAGCAAAUCGACUUUGGUGAGGAGGAGGGCCCACGAACAGUGGUUUCCGGGCUCGUACACUACAUCCCCAUCGAGCAGAUGCGAGACAAGUACCUUGUCGGCGUGUGCAACCUCAAGCCUGCGAACAUGCGAGGUGUGAAGAGCUUCGCCAUGGUUCUAUGUGCAACGUCGAAAGAUGGCAAAGAGGGUGGUAUCGAGCUUAUCCAACCUCCACCGAACUCAAAACCUGGUGAACGCGUCUAUUUCGAAGGUCCAGACUUCGAGAACGCGACGCCGCUUCCGCAACUCAACCCGAAGAAGAAGAUUUUCGAGACCGUCCAGCCAGGUUUCGUCACUUUGGAGACCAGGGAGGCAGCAUGGGUAAACCCCGUCACGAAGAGCGUCCACAGAGUACGCACAAAAGAUGGUUUGUGCGUUGCACCAACUUUGGUUGGCGCAUCUCUAUCAUAGACUAUGAUGAGAUGCAUGAUAGGAACUAGUAAGUGAACGCGCGAGGAGUCGCGCCAUGUGUGUAUUGCUGCCCUGUGCUGGGAGGACUGCAGUAUCCUAACUCUACAUCCUGCCACCUCUAUCUUCCGGUGCUACUAAUAGGAUGCCUGAUGGACGCUGGUCGCACUUGAACUUUCAGCUUAAAGUUCCCUUACAUCACAGCCAGUACCAUGUUACAUGGUCUACAGAGCUGAUGUCGUCGAACUCAAGUCUGUAGUCAUCAAAGGACCAUACACAUGUGUGUACAAUGCUGGCGUACUACACACUGUCAUGGCGCGGAUACGAUUAGCCGUGGCAGUUCCCACUCCGGACUCCACGCCGAUGGAACAACCAGCCUAGUGGGAGCCACCCUUCGCACGCAGUGAGAACCUCCUCCGACCGGUCCAUGUUUCAUGUUACCGCAAUGCAUCUCCAUAGCAUCGGACACUCCAAC